GAUUUUUGCGCCUCAUGAUGCUGUAAGCGGGCGGCACUCGCGGCGUCGAGUCGGCGCAUGGCGGUGGCCUUUACAUGCCAUAAAAUAUGAUCAAGGUAUCAACCACCAUAAUGGCAUUGCCCUCGUAGCGAAUCUCCGCCAUCCGUGGUAGAGUGACGCCGAGAAUGACUCCCGACGGCCCUUCGAUCAACGGGUUUGAAAGCCGAUCGGCGUCGCCAACACCGAUCGAUCGCCCUCGCUCCUCCAUGCACUUGACCGUUGAAGCACCAAGGGAUUGGAAGGUAUAUUUAGCCACCUUGACACUGCCCUUCGCACUCUGACUCUGGCGCCCUGAUCACGACACAACGAAAUGAAGCGGCGCGAGCAAGGUUUCGACAGUAACACGCACAACCAAAAGCUGCCAGAGUACAAUGCACUGGCGGACCACAACCUGCGCCACUUUUUCGAGAACCGCAAGCUACAGCACCACUUGUAUGACGUGGGCAUGAUCGACAAGGCUGGCCGCGUCAUCGAUCCCGAGAAACACAAGGGCAAACUCGCGAUCCUUCAGCAAGAAUUCAAACACGCGGAAAAAGCCGAAUUGCUUCGGCAGCGCGAGGAAGAAGAGAUUCGGCGCCGCGUCCAGCUGCGUCGACAUGCGGCGCUGAACGAAGCUCGCAAAGAGGAAAAAAUCAAGAAGAUCAAGGAAGAUCGCAUGCUCACCAAGCAAAUCGUGGCAGCGGCCAGGGAAUAUGCAGCAGCACCGCCGCCGUCGUCGUCCAAAUCCACGUCGUCGCUGUCGGGACCGCGGUCUUGUCUAUCGUCGGGAGGACGCAGUAACAACUCGGGCUCGUUUUAAGUAUUAUCGUGGUGUAUGGCACUGUUCGGA
Aphanomyces invadans is the source of this 868-nucleotide messenger RNA. RefSeq lists its product as hypothetical. The coding region runs from base 350 to 838 and encodes 162 amino acids. Lineage: Eukaryota; Oomycota; Saprolegniomycetes; Saprolegniales; Verrucalvaceae. The transcript has 2 exons. The record is from RefSeq and is a predicted model, not a curated record.